GCAAGAAGCAAAGCAAAAACAGGCAAGCAAGCUAAGAAGAAGGAAGAUCCCCACUGCACCAUGUCACGGCGGUUGAAGGCGAUGGCGAGGAAGGUGGCACGGCCACCGGAAGGACUGCACACCAUCAAGGUGCGGGAGGUUGGAGACCAGCUGGGCCUGGUGAGCCCAGACGUGGCGGCGGCGCUCAUUGCACUUCUUGACAUCGCAGACCGCGCACUUGCCUGCGAGCACAUGGCCCAGGCGUACCUCAAAGUGGGCAGGUACAGGCCCCACAUGCACGCUGCGCUUGCUGCUGUCGUCGAAACAGCGGCAGUGGCAGAGGCGAUGAAAACUACGUCAGACGCAUCAAAACAAAAGAUUGUGUCUGCGCUGCUGCUGUGCCCGCCGGAUGACGAUGCUGCCGCUGAUCGUGCUGUGGCAGCGAUCGGUGGCGGAGGCCUCAUGGACACGGCGUUGCAGCUGCAAUUGGACGCCUUCCCCUCCAUAUCGCUUCCCAUCUUCACCCGCCUGGAAACAGCCACCAGCAGCGUGCUUGACCGCGCCCUGAUGGUGCUGUGCGAGACAAAGACGGCGCCACCAUCGCACCUCACUGCGCUGACGGCGCUCAUCACCACAGCUGCAGACCGCACGGCAUCGCCCCUAUCACUGGCGCGACUGCCAGCCGUGCUGGAGUGCACGCAGGUGAUGAUGCAGCUGCCAAACAGCACGCAUCGGCUGGCAUGUGCGGUGCGCGCGAUUUCGCAUGUGUUUGGGCCCGCGGUGGUGGAGGCACAACGCGCACGACAGCGCAAGCAGGAGGACAUGGGGCGACGACAAGAGGAACGCGCAAGCCACAACCUGGAUCCGGUGUGCGUGGAUGAGGAAGCGAGCACGGACAAAGCCCACAUGGAGGCCGUGAUUGCUGAUCUCCUGGCACUCAUGCACGACCUCCUCACGUCAAACAACAUUGACUUGCAACUUGCCGCCACGGAUUUUGUCAAGCUGUUCGACGCCUCCAGCACAUAUGCGCGGGUUGUGUCCCAGGUUGGCGGGGGCUUGUCGUGCGUGUGUGCGCUGCUGGUGAUGCAGCACCGCCAUCGUGAGGUGCAGGCCGCCAUCCGCGCCCUCGCCGACGAAGACAAGCGCAUGAAAAAGGCUGCAGUGAUUGCGCUGCUGCGGCUGGUGCAGCGCGGCGACGACGACAGCGACGGCCCAUAUGCCGCCCUUCGCCCGGCGCUCACAGACGCCGCAACAGAGGUUGUGUCGGAAAUGAUGCGUGCAGGCAAACGCCCGUACAUCUCGUCGCUGUUUGAUGGCUCUGACGCGCCUCUGCGUGCCCGCAUGUACCGUUUGCUCGCGGCCACACGCGUGUACGAACACUCUGCGCUCAGCGCUGCAAUCAUGGAUGCAACAACGCCGGCGCCUCCCUCGGAUGACGCGACACACACGUCAUCAUCAUCGCCAUCACCAUCGUCACCAUCAUCGUUGCUGCCUGGUGUCGCUGCCGCUGCUCUCGAGUACAUGUUGGCGGACGCACUGGACAAUUACUCCGACGAGCGGUCGAAUCUCGCAGCCGCAACCAUCAGCGACAUAUUCACAGACGACGGCGAUCCACAGCUGCAAUCCCACAUCCUCAAGGACGCCGCCGUCCGCGAAUCGCUCCUCCCGCUCAGCGCCGCCGCGCUCUCUGCCGACGACCAAGCUGUAGCUGUAGCUGUAGCUGUUGCUGCUGCUGCUGCAACGACUGCAGCCACCAGCGGGGAUGGUGGCGAUGGCGGCGCGGUGGAGGACGAGGAGCAGGCCAUGUCGGCCUGUCUCGUCUGGCUCUGGCACCUGUGCGAACUCUGCAAGAUGCGUGGCGGUGCGGAUACGCACAAUCUCAAACCCAAAAUUGUCGCAUUCAUCGCACACCAUGCGCGCCGCUAUUCUUCGCGGGUCCAGGAGCAGGCGCUGACGUUUCUAUCGCACGCCUUUCACAUCACUGCUGCUGAUACAUCACUGCUGUUGUCGCUGUUGGCUAGCAGCCGCGGAGAGGUUGGCCGCCCGCGCGCACGAGACGUCCUUGCACGCGAUGUUAUCGUCGCCGUUCUGCAGCGCCUCAACAUUGAAACGGAGGACCAGGCAUGCGCGCUUUUGAAGACUGCAGAGCAAGACGUACGCUUCGCUGUUACCGUCAUGCCAAGUCUAUUCAGAUACGCAAAGAACACAGCGCCGGCGUCGUUCUCGCCCGAGUGGAAAGUGCUCCUGGCAGCACUACGCAAGGCGAGCCCAAUGACUGCUGCUGCAUUGACGGAAGCGCAACACAUGCCCUCACGCGUUCGCGACAAAGUCGACAGCGCGUUUCUGUCGCGUUUGUCGUUUAAGGCACCGCCUCCGUCGCCCACAGCCUCCCGAGCAGCGUCAAAACGGAGGGUGCGAGGGAGAAAGCUGCCCAGCGCGCCGAAGCGGCAGCUGCCGGUGGUCUCGCCAUCGCUGAAGUCGUCCCAGGAGCUGGAGCAGCUCUCCAAGCAGUAUGAAGCUGUCGUCGAGGAGGCAAACGCCGAGCUUGAGCGUCUGCAGCAGGAGCUGGAUGCAACCGAGAAGGCAUUAAAAGAGGAGAGGCGAUUGCGGCUGCUGUACGAGACAACCAACUCCGAGCUGGCAAACGAGCUUGGAUCCACACAAGCCCAGCUCCUUUCGAAGGAGCGUGCCCUCGCCAUGACCACCCCACGUGCCCCCGUGAAGCCCGCCCGCCGCUCCAGAAAAGCAUCGGACAAGCCGUCAACUUCUCGAACACGAGCAGAGCCAACGCAUUCGCCAGACUCAGCUUCAGGCGACGUUGGUGGUGCGGCUCUGGUUGAUCGCAGCGAGGCGGCGACACCGGCCCUCACGGCAGCGCGCAAGUGGACUCAGCAGGAACAGCAGUGGGCGCACAGGGCAACUGCCGCAGUUGACAUGAUGGGGCAGCUGUUGAGCCAGCUGCCGGCUGGUGACACCGCCUCAUCCGCAGUGGAUGCCGAGGGCCGUGUCUCUUCGCCACACCUGCUGACUCUUUGGAUGGACAGCAUGCGCGCUUGUGUACGGGCUUCCUCAUCCAUCCACCAGAGCCUCGAGCGUCUGGUCACCAGUGACAACCAACUCCCCACAAUCGUGGACGUGGCUGCGACCCUGCUGCAUCACAGCGCAGCUGCAUGUGUGUUUGCGGAGGCUGAUUCCCUUGGCUCCCUCUGCCAGAACACACCGGAGCUUGCUGCCCUGCUCAGCGACCAAGUACGGCAGACAAAGGUGGGCCCCACCAAUACCGCCGCGAACAACGAGUCCAACACCUUGGAUGACGGCGAAAACGCAAGGACCGCCCUUGCCACUACAUGCCCCACCACCGAAGCACUCUGCUUUGCGAGAGACCACGUUGUCCAGUGGAUGGCUCAAUUAGUAUCUCUCAAAGAGGAGUGCACUUCAGACACCCAACGCAAUUUCGUGGCUUCGACCAUUGCUGCGUUUCAACAUUUCUUUCACACGGCCGCGCGUGCCACGAGCGAGACGACUGAGGCUGCCACCUCCGCACACGCUGAUCUAACCUUUCGUGUCACGACACAAAAGCUGCAACACGUCACACAGUUGCUGGACAUCUGCCAGAGAGACCAAGCAGCGGCGGCGUCGCACAUGCAGAUGCUGCGAGUGGCAGCACCCCUCAUGAAAUGGACCAUCAGAGUUGUGACCACAGCGGCCACUGAGGAUGGCAGAACGGUCAAGGCCCCAGCAACACUGCACCUGCUGACCAACUGCAUGGUGCUUGUGGCCCACGACGGGGAAGGUGCCCAGGGCGCGACUGGCAGUACUUCUUCGUUGAUGCUGGCCGCCAUUCUUCCGCUGAAGCACACCACGCUGGUUGAGCCGCGCCUUGGGCUCACCAUGUUCAGCUUGAAUGUCGAACGAAGCAACAGCAGUGAGGAAGGCGGCUCUGUUACCAGCGAAACACGGCCAGCCCAGACACACAUCUGCCUUGGGGAAACUGGUGCGCAAGUGGAAGCAAUUCGGGACGCAGUUCAUGCGCAAACGGCCGCAUACACAGGCCGUUUCAGCGACUCAUCUCCAGAUGAGUAUGGCGAACAAGAGCUCAUGCUUUAG
This is a messenger RNA of Salpingoeca rosetta, 4086 nucleotides long. RefSeq lists its product as uncharacterized. The record is from RefSeq and is a predicted model, not a curated record. NCBI's taxonomy places the organism in Eukaryota, Choanoflagellata, Craspedida, Salpingoecidae. The transcript has 22 exons. Bases 61 to 4086 code for a protein of 1341 amino acids.